Messenger RNA from Salvia miltiorrhiza (redroot sage), 3764 nucleotides. RefSeq names its product protein BREAST CANCER SUSCEPTIBILITY 2 homolog B-like. The coding region runs from base 70 to 3444 and encodes 1124 amino acids. Gene Ontology annotation, biological process: regulation of DNA-templated transcription; double-strand break repair via homologous recombination. The record is from RefSeq and is a predicted model, not a curated record. Lineage: Eukaryota; Viridiplantae; Streptophyta; Magnoliopsida; Lamiales; Lamiaceae. The transcript has 19 exons.
UCCGCAUUCUUUUUUUUACUCCUCUCAAAUUGGAAUUGCAAAGGGCAGAACCCUAGGUGUCGCCUGAGAAUGUCGACGUGGCGAAUAUUUUCCGGUGACCGGAACGAUUUCCGGUGGGAAACCGCCGAUCAACAGCUCCGCAUUGAAGAAUUCUCCGACGCUGUGGCUGAGGACACUCGUCGUCUCCCUUCCAUGGCCGAUCUACUGCUUCUAGGUUCUUCAAAGAUAUUGGAGAAUGGGAGGAGAGAUGUGGAGGAGCAACCGACUUUUCGAACGGGAUUGGGGAAAUCUGUGGAGGUGAAGCAGUCGUCAAUCGCGAGAGCACGUUCUGUUCUUGGCGAAGUGGAUUACACGUUGACUGAUUCUGGCCACUCGGAUGGAAGAGAAAAGGGAUUUGCUACAUUUAGACCAAUAUCUAACAUGAACUCAAUGGAAUCAGCUGUUAUGUCAACUUCUGCAUUUCAUAGUGCAUCAGAAAAUGUUACUCAGAUAUCAAAUUCCAUGUUUCAGACGGGCUCGGGGAAAACAGUGAACAUAUCUUCAGCUGGCUUGCUUAGGGCAAAAGCUCUGUUAGGCUUAGAUGGAACUUAUGAUCAAGAACAGACAGCAAAACAGUCAAUUUCUACAGAGCUCCUUGCUUCAGACAAUCCAUCUCAUUUGGAGACCCGGAAACUGGGUAAUUUUAUUCUCAGUAGUUCAACCAGGGUUCUAGCAUCUUCUAAAGUGAAGUCUAUUCCUCGUGCAAGUGAAUCCAUGAAGUUUCCUAAAUGCAUGAAUGCUGUUUCUGAACCUCCACAAGUUAAAUUUCAAACUGCUGGUGGAAGAUCCAUAUCAGUUUCCAGCGAUGCAUUAGAGCGAGCUAAAAGCUUGCUAGGAAACCUUGAGGUUGAUUCAUUUUUAAAUGAAGCAAGCACAGCCGAUCCACUAUUCUCAGUAAUUGAUGGGAAACCCAGUCGUUUAUCAAACCAAAAAGGUGACUUUACCACACCAUUACUGCACAAAGGGAUAGAAAAUAGUGACCAUCCCUUGAAAAUUUUUACAUCUUCUCCUAAUUCAAGUUCAUACAAGAGAAACUCAUUUGGUAAGUCUGAGAGGCUAGAACCAGGACAUAACUUGAUUGCACAGUUUGAUGCGGAGGCGGAACUCAACUCUUCUAAAAGGCCUUAUAAUGGCUUUACUGGAGAUAGAAAGCCCCCUAAGAAAAAUUCACACUCAAACACGGAUUGUUUGGAAUAUGCAGUUCUGCCAAAAAGUGAUCCCUCAAAGAGCUCAUCCAACAAGGCUUUGGUGGAUAUCUCAAAUACUAUGAAUAUAGAUAAUAAGCAAUGUUUUGGAGAAAAGAGAAGACUUCGAGGGAUUAGUUCUGUUUCACCAUUCAAGAAGCCCCGGAGUUCGUUUGUUACCCCGUUAAAGAAAACUAACUUGUCAGAUAUUGAUGUUUUGUCUAGGCUAGCACCAAAAGAGAUCCCGUGUAACCAAAGGGUUUCCUUGAGAUACCCUUCUCAGGGUCCGCGGGUUUAUCUUAAAGAGUAUUUUUCACGGCCUCCACUUCAGGAAAAGUUGGGUAACUUGCCAGAAUAUGUGAAGAGGAUGGACCCAGUUGCUGCUGAAAGUUAUACACUCCAGAACAAAAUGUCUUCAGAAUGCAUUGGACCUGAAGCUUUCUACUCAAUGCUAUCACAGUCUGGAGCUUCUAUCCAGCACUUGACCAAAGAGUGGGUUGCGAAUCACUAUAAGUGGAUCAUUUGGAAAUUGGCCUCUUAUGAGAGAAGCUAUGCUGAAAAAUUUUCCGGAAAACUUUUGAAUGUCUCUAGUGUGCUUGAAGAAUUACAGUACAGGUAUGAGAGAGAAGUAAAUCAUGGACAUCGAUCCUUAAUCAAAAAAAUGUUAGAUGGUGACAUACCACCUUCUUCAAUGAUGGUACUUUGCGUUUCCUCUAUCCUUGAAGAUUCUGACCCACAGUGUGGAAAUCAGUCUGUUCCCCAGGAAGGUGGCUAUGCUAAUGCAUCCAGAAUAGAGUUGACUGAUGGAUGGUAUUCUGUGAAAGCUCUGUUGGAUGAACAGCUAUCUCAGAAACUUGCUUCAAGGAAGUUAUUUCUGGGCCAGAAGAUUAGGAUCUGGGGAGCCAAACUGUGUGGGUGGCUUGGGCCUGUUUCACCCUUUCAGGCAUCACAGACUAUAAGUUUGUUAUUGCACAUAAAUGGUACAUAUAGAUGUCAUUGGGCUGAAAGAUUGGGACUGUGCAAGCGUGCUGGUGAUCCAUUGGCAUUCAGAUGUAUCAAGGGGAAUGGAGGGGUGGUCCCCAGCACUUUGGUGGGGGUUACGAGGACUUAUCCAGUUCUUUACAGAGAGAGGUUGAGUAAUGGGAGUUUUGUCGUGAGGUCUGAGAGGUUGGAAGCUAAAGCUUUGCAGUCAUACAACCAGAGGCGUGAUCUUCUUGCUGAAGGAAUCAUGUCAGCAUUUCAAAGGGAUACAGAAUUUGAUGUUGGAGAUGACCAUGAACGUGAAGAGGGGGCUAAGCUUAUGAAGUUACUUGAGACAGCUGCUGAGCCAGAGGUUCUCAUGGCUGGGAUGAGCUCAAAACAACUAGCUUCUUUUGCUUCUUACAAAGCUAAGUUGGAGGCAAAGAGGCAGUUAGAAAUCCAAAGAUCGAUUGAGAAAGCUGUGGAGGAUGCUGGGCUUGGGGAGAGACAGACCACUCCAUUUUUGCGUCUUAAAGUGGUUGGUUUGAUGAAAAAGGGUCAAAGAGAGUGUAGUCCACUGAAAGGCUUGAUAACGAUAUGGAAUCCAACUCAGAAACAGACACUAGAGCUGCGUGAAGGGCAGGCAUAUGCUGUUGGAGGUCUUGUGCCAUCUAGCUCCGAUUCAGGCAUCCUUUACUUACAAACAAGAGGAUCAACUAGUGAUUGGUUACCUUUGUCCUACACAAUGAUGGAACAAUAUGAGUCAUUUUUCGUUCCACGUUCAUCAACUACAAUAUCAUGUUUGGGAGAAGUUCCUCUCUCCAGUGAGUUUGACAUGGCGGCUCUCGUUGUCUAUGUGGGAGAGGUGUAUAGACAAGGCUGCCAGCAAAAGCAGUGGGUAUUUGUGACAGAUGGAUCCGCAGCUAUAGAGGGAUCACCAGAUGUAUUGCUGGCUAUCAACUUUUGCUUACCUUAUGUUGAAUUCGACUCAUCCGUGCCAAUGAACUCCAGCAUUGCUGGAUCUGUGGUUGGGUUCUCUAAUCUCAUCAAGAGACCUAGAGAUCAAGUAAAUGGCUUGUGGGUUGCUGAAGCUACAGAAAACUCAGAUUAUUUUCUAAGUUAUGAUCACGAGGUUCGCCAACAUCUCAAAGAUGCUGCUGCUUCAGUCUCGAAAUGGGCAACUCCCUCGUGCUUGAUAGUUGAGAAGCUGAAGGGAAGAGUCAUGUCUAUUAUCAGAAAUUCAAAAAAUAGACAUAUUUAAGCACAACGACAUCGUAUUGAUCCUUGAUCACGCGCAACACUGCAUGAAAAAUAUGCUACACGCUGAGAUCGAGUUCCAGUUCGAGAUCGUGUGUUUUUGAACUGAUUUCUGGUUGGCAGAUUAAAUUCUUGGCUUAUUAUUAUGUGUAGUUUGUAGUUAUUUUUGUAUAGUCUCUCAAAUGUGGGAGAAUAAAGUGCUACUACGAAGGCAUACACCAAUGUAAAUUGCGUUUUUCUUGAGAAAAUUGUAUCUGAUAUAUCAUCAGCUUAUUGCAUACUUUAAUUCAGUUUCAAUAUUCCAAAUAGAAUUUAAAUAUUUUA